Meleagris gallopavo (turkey) is the source of this 2080-nucleotide messenger RNA. RefSeq names its product potassium channel, subfamily K, member 16. Gene Ontology annotation, molecular function: potassium ion leak channel activity; outward rectifier potassium channel activity. Gene Ontology annotation, biological process: stabilization of membrane potential; potassium ion transmembrane transport. Gene Ontology annotation, cellular component: plasma membrane. The record is from RefSeq and is a predicted model, not a curated record. Lineage: Eukaryota; Metazoa; Chordata; Aves; Galliformes; Phasianidae.
UUCCCAGAAGAUAAGAAGGGAAAUAUUCUUUUCAGUUGUUUUCUCUGAGCAUUAUGUCUUGCUCAAAGGCAGGUAAAAAACAAUCUUGAUCACAAAGGAAGGAUAUCUGCAUUCAGAACAUUUUAAUGGGAAGGGAGCUUUACAGAAUUGCAGUCCUAGCCACAUGGCCUUCUCAUCGUGAGUGUAUGUGUGUGUGUUUUCUUUCAGAAGCAGUUUGGCAUGGAUGACUCUAGCUUUAAGAUCUUCCUACAAAAAAUAUGCUAGCCCAGCUAAUUUUCAGAGCAUGACAAUCAUUAAAGCUCCCAUGAGUGAGCCUGCAAUACUUUUUUAGCUAAUGAUUAACCUGAGCCCCCUCCCCCAUUUCAUAUGUGGAUAAAAAUGAGAAAUACAGAGACUGAAAGCAGCAAGCAUGAGUGGUUCCUUUCCUAACUCCAUGGACUAAGAGGUGUUCAAGUAUGGAAUCUGACAAAGACUUCAGGACUAUCAGACAAGGCAGUAAGAGGGCUGAUCUUUUUAGGGUAAAAAAAGAAAGAGAAACUGUUCUGUGACCAGGCUGAAUUCAGAAUGUUUAUGAACUUCAUCACCCUACUUUCUCUGCUACCAUCAACGUUUGUGUGGUACAGACGGCUGCAAUUGAAUGUUCCAUUUAUUCAGCUUCAUGGUGUUCUUAGUUCUGGAGAUUCUGUUGUAACCAGAGAGUUUAUAGUGUUUUCUUGUACAGAAGUCUAGUGUUUAGAAUAAGGCUUUAUUUGUCAGUACUCUCAGAGUCUUUUCAUGGCUCUACAUUCAUAUCAUUUAAUGGGUAAGUCAUUAAGCCAGUUUUAUUUCAGCUUCCCAGCCUGGAAGACAGUACCUGUCAUAGAAGGCUUGUGUCCAGCUUCAUUUGUUUGACUGAGAUCUUUGGAUAAAAUUGUUUUCAUAAGAGGAAGAUACUAUGAUUUACGUACUUAUUAAGUCAUAAAUAUUCUCUAUUCUGGAUAGAGAAAAAAUGAGGAAGGGUAAAAAUUGCCUGUUGUAAGUCUCAUUUUUAUGGGCAGAAAAUAUGGUUAACCAUAUUUUCUGUUAAAAAGAUCUCCAGCACAGUAGCUGGGAACAUUGGUGAAUGAUUUCUGGGUGGCCAGGGUAGUACAUAUCCUGUGAGCGUAAACUAGUAAGUACUGAGCAGGGACUGGCAGCAGCAGCAUGCCCUUCCUCACAGCACCCAACUGGCAGAUCAGCUGGACUCCACUGCUGGUGCUAGGGUAUCUCUUUUACCUCCUCCUGGGUGCUAUGGUGUUCCAGUUGCUGGAGAAGCAGGCAGAAACCCACUCUCGGAACCAGUUCCACCUGGAGAAGCUCCAGUUCCUGCAGAACUACACAUGCUUGGACAGGCAAGCCCUGGAGCAGUUCAUACAGGUCCUCAUGGAAGCAUGGGAAAAAGGAGUCAACCCAGAACAAAACUCUACGAAUCCCAGUAACUGGGACUUCAGCAAUUCUUUCUUUUUUGCAGGAGCUGUUGUCACUACUAUAGGCUAUGGUAACCGGUCCCCCAGCACAGUGGCAGGACAGAUCUUCUGUGUGUUUUAUGCCUUACUUGGAGUGCCGCUCAACUUGGCCUUCCUUAACCAGUUGGGGAAAGGCCUCAAUGCUCGUUUGAUUACUCUGGAAAGAUGGGUGCAACAGCCAGGCCAUGACCAGGUGGUUCAGAGACUGGCCGUGGCUGUCUUCCUGACUGCAGGGACUUUGCUUUUUCUAGUGUUCCCACCACUGGUUUUCAGUUAUGUAGAAGGCUGGAGCUAUGGAGAAGGCUUUUACUUCACUUUCAUCACCCUAAGCACCAUUGGAUUUGGGGACUAUGUAGUAGGCACAAACCCCAACAAGCACUACAUCCCAUUCUACAGAAGUCUAACUGCAAUUUGGAUUGUUUUUGGCUUGGCCUGGCUGGCCUUGGUCUUCAACGUGGAAGCUGAUUUGAUGGAAAAAUUCCUUCAGCUCAAGUGGCACAAGCCUGACUUAAGCUUGGCAGAAGGAUCCCCAACCAAACUGGAAGAUGAACCCAAGCAGCCCAGAAUCCACAUACUUACCUGAGCAAAGAACACAG